AUGACAUUACAAGAUCAUCUUAAUGAUAAAUCCAAUAUCAUAUUAUUUACUACUAGAUUAACCAAAGAAUUAAUAGAAUUUUGGAAUGAUGAUUAUAAUUUUGAAUGUUGUUUAAGAUUAUUAAAUGAUUUAUCCCUUCAACUGAAAAUAUCCUCUUCCACCAAAAUCACCAAUAAACAAAGAUUUAAACAAUUAUUAUCAAAUUUAUUUAUUAGAUAUAUAUUUAAUUCAAUAUUAUUUGAAUCAGAAUCAACUGAUUUAAAUUUAUUUAAUAAAAUAGAAUUUGAUUAUAAUGAAUAUGGUAAACCCAUAUUAUCAUCAUCAUCAUUAUUAUCAUCAUCAUCAUUGUUAAAUAAUUUCCAAUUCAAUAUUAGUAAUUCUAAUGAUAUAAUUGCUUUAGUUAUAGAAUUUUCAUCAAUUGAUCCUAUUGGUAUUGAUUUAUCUCAUUCAAUUCAAAAAAAUAUAUCAAAUACCAAAUAUCUUGAACAAUUUAAACCAAUUUUUGAUGAUAUUUAUGAAUUACCUCAAAUUAAUAAUUAUUUUAAAUUUAAUCAUUUUUGGACAUUAAAAGAAUCAUUUACAAAAUUUAUUGGUAGUGGAUUAAAUAUUGAAUUAUCUGAUUUUUAUUUCAUAGUUGAUUAUAAUAAUAAUAAUAAUAAUGAUGAAUUUUCUAAUAAUAAUAGAAAUUUUCAAAUAAAAAAAAGAAAUAUAACAAUUGAUAAUCAAGAAGAAGAAGAAGAAGAAGGAAAAGAUCAUAAUUUUAUAAAUUAUUCAUUGAAUUGGUUUGAUAAAAUUUUUAUUAAUAUAGAUAAACUUGGUCAAAAAAAUCCAUUUAUUAAUAAUUUAAAUAAAAAAAAAAAAAUUUAUUGUCGUAGUUCAAUUCUUGAUAAUGGAAAUGAAUUUAAAUUACCAGUUAUUAUAACUAUAAUUAAUCAAAAUAAAAAUAAAUCAAUUAAACCAAUAGAAUUAAGAUUUGAUAAGAUAUUAUCGGAAUAUUUAAAUCAAUAA
Messenger RNA from Candida dubliniensis CD36, 1008 nucleotides. RefSeq names its product holo-[acyl-carrier-protein] synthase (gene LYS5). The transcript has a single exon. The record is from RefSeq and is a predicted model, not a curated record. Gene Ontology annotation, cellular component: cytosol. Gene Ontology annotation, molecular function: magnesium ion binding; holo-[acyl-carrier-protein] synthase activity. The coding region runs from base 1 to 1008 and encodes 335 amino acids. Lineage: Eukaryota; Fungi; Ascomycota; Pichiomycetes; Serinales; Debaryomycetaceae.